AUGGACGGGACGACACUUGAUGCUCGUCAAGUAGCUUUGGAUUGGUUUGCUCUGUUCUCGGACCACUUGACAGCAAAGAGAGCGGAUUCCGUAGCGCCACUUUUCUUACAAAAUGGUUGGCUAAAGGACUCUCUCGUCUUCGGUUGGGAUACUCGAGCUCUAGAAGGACCAGAGAAGAUUGCUCAUUACCUCCAUGAGGUGCUCCCUGGUACAAGAAUUGACGGUCUCGCCUUGUACGAACAGUCGGGAAUUCCACCAUCGACGUUUGGGGUUCCAGAAUCAACGGAGCCCGGCGUUGAGUUUGCAUUUAUUUUCAAGACGUUGUUAAUAAAGGGCCGAGGAAUAGCAAGACUCGUUCGGCAUAGAGAAACUUGGAAAGCUUUCUCAGUCUACCUUGAGGCAGACGAGAUUAUAGGCCACGAAGAGCUUGGCCAUGAGCUAGGGCUGUAUGGAGGACAUACGAUUGCUUGGGAAGAGGUUAUCGGAGAGCGGCGGGCAGCAAUUGAGAAAGACCCUCAGGUCCUUAUUGUCGGUGCGGGACAGUCGGGCCUUCAAACCGCCGCGCGAUUCCAACAGAUGAACAUUCGCACACUUGUGAUCGAUAAAACUGCUCGCGUUGGUGAUAGCUGGCGGAUGCGCUACCCGACAUUGACUUUACACACACCACGUACUCAUCAUCAUCUUCUUUACGCACCUUUUCCGAAAAAUUGGCCAAUAUUUGCUCCUCGUGAGAAAGUUGCCGCCUGGUUAGAACAAUAUGCAGAAUCUCUGGAUUUAGUCGUUUGGACAUCUUCCUCUCUGCUUCCUGGGCCAAUAUAUGAUGCAGUAACUGGUAGGUGGACUGUCCCGAUUGACAAGAAUGGACAAAAAGUCGUAAUCCAUCCCAAUCAUGUUGUUCUUGCGGCCGGUCUGCUCGGUGAACCAAUUAUGCCCCGCAUACCUUCUUCGGACCUUUUCAAAGGCGCGAUAAUUCACGCAUCGGCAUUUCAGGGUGGACAUCCAUUUACCGGGAAGCGUGUCCUCGUUGUUGGAGCCGGAAAUACUUCUGCGGAUAUCUGUCAAGAUCUGGUCGUUCGCGGUGCGAAGGAGGUGACGAUGCUACAGCGGUCGGAAACAGUUGUCAUCUCGUCUGCAUUGAAGCAAAAGGAAUGGGAUGCAGUAUUUCCAGAAGGAGUCCCUACCGACGUUAUCGAUUUCAAGAUUGCUGCUAUGCCUAUGGGUCAGCUCAGGAGAAUACUAGUAGCAACGAACAGGAAGUCAGCAGAGUUCGAUCGCGAGAUGCACGAAGGCCUCAAAGAGAAAGGGCUAAACGUUUCUGACGGACCUGACGGAGCUGGUAACAAGAUUCUGGUGUUCGAAAGAUCAGGAGGGAUUGACGUCGGAGCAGCAGACAUGAUCAUCAAUUGUAAAAUCAAGAUAAAAUCUGGUGUAGAAAUCGACCGUUUCAAGGAGAAUGGUGUUGUGUUUACCGAUGGUUCUGAUCUGGAAGCAGACUCGGUCAUUUUUGCUACCGGAUACCAAAAUAUUCGAACCACGAUGAGAAAGAUUUUCGGUGACGCCGUCAUUGACAAAACAUGCAAUGUUUGGGGUCUUGAUGAGGAAGGCGAGAUUAGAGGUUGCUUCCGUCGUUCCGGUUAUCCAAGACUUUGGUAUGCCGUUGGUGAUUUCUACUGUGGCCGUUACAUGUCUAAGCAACUGGGAAUCCUUAUCAAAUCUGAAGAGCUUGGCUUGACUGGUCUCAAGAGUCUUGCAUCGGUGCCGGCCGGUGAAGCGAACCAAGUAGGACGGGUGGGUGAAAGUGAAUAUCGUAGCCAUCUCUAA
Molecule: messenger RNA, 1821 nt
Organism: Fomitiporia mediterranea MF3/22
Lineage: Eukaryota; Fungi; Basidiomycota; Agaricomycetes; Hymenochaetales; Hymenochaetaceae
Product: FAD/NAD-binding domain-containing protein
Exons: 7
Coding region: 1-1821 (606 amino acids)
Molecular function (GO): N,N-dimethylaniline monooxygenase activity; NADP binding; flavin adenine dinucleotide binding
Source: RefSeq, a predicted model, not a curated record